CUCGGCUUCCGUAGCGGCGCUGAAGAGGAGCGUGUGCGCGCCGUUGGCGGAAUUCAGUGACACGGAGCCACGGCAGAGAGCGGAGCUCGCUAGGAAUCGCCGCCGCCGCCAUGAGCCGAAGCUACAACGAUGAGCUGCAGUACCUGGACAAGCUGGACAAGCACUGCUGGCGUAUCAAGAAGGGCUUCGUGCCCAACAUGAACGUGGAAGGUGUCUUCUACGUGAACGAUCCUUUAGAGAAGUUAAUGUUUGAAGAGUUAAGAAAUUCAUGCAGAGGUGGAGGAGCUGGUGGCUUCCUCCCAGCCAUGAAACAAAUCGGAAAUGUAGCUGCACUGCCUGGCAUUGUUCAUAGAUCUAUAGGACUUCCAGAUGUCCACUCAGGCUAUGGGUUUGCUAUUGGUAACAUGGCUGCCUUUGAUAUGAAUGACCCAGAAGCAGUGGUAUCACCAGGUGGUGUCGGAUUCGACAUUAACUGUGGUGUACGGCUCUUGCGCACCAAUCUUGAUGAGAGUGAUGUCCAACCUGUGAAGGAGCAGCUUGCUCAGGCCAUGUUUGACCACAUUCCUGUUGGUGUGGGGUCAAAGGGUGUCAUUCCUAUGAACGCCAAGGAUUUAGAGGAGGCUCUGGAGAUGGGGGUAGAUUGGUCCCUCCGAGAAGGCUAUGCCUGGGCUGAGGAUAAAGAGCACUGUGAAGAAUAUGGGAGGAUGCUGCAAGCUGAUCCAAAUAAAGUCUCUGCGAGGGCUAAGAAAAGGGGUUUGCCCCAGCUGGGGACUUUGGGAGCAGGAAACCAUUAUGCUGAGAUCCAGGUUGUAGAUGAAAUUUUUAACGAAUAUGCUGCCAAGAAGAUGGGCAUAGACCACAAGGGCCAAGUUUGUGUGAUGAUCCACAGUGGCAGCAGAGGCCUUGGCCACCAAGUAGCUACAGAUGCCCUAGUGGCUAUGGAAAAAGCUAUGAAGCGAGACAAGAUCAUAGUGAACGACCGCCAGCUGGCAUGUGCCAGGAUUGCUUCCCAGGAGGGACAGGACUACUUGAAGGGAAUGGCAGCAGCUGGAAACUAUGCAUGGGUCAAUCGUUCUUCCAUGACUUUCCUCACCAGACAGGCUUUUGCUAAAGUCUUCAAUACCACUCCUGAUGAUCUGGAUCUGCAUGUGAUCUAUGAUGUAUCUCACAACAUUGCCAAAGUAGAGCAGCAUGUGGUAGAUGGAAAAGAACGGACCCUGCUGGUGCACCGGAAAGGAACAACCAGAGCUUUCCCUCCUCACCACCCCCUCAUUGCGGUUGAUUACCAGCUGACUGGCCAGCCUGUCCUGAUUGGUGGAACAAUGGGAACUUGUAGCUAUGUCCUUACUGGUACCGAACAAGGCAUGACUGAAACCUUUGGUACCACCUGCCAUGGAGCGGGCCGUGCAUUGUCACGUGCAAAAUCUCGGCGCAACUUGGAUUUCCAGGACGUAUUGGACAAGCUGGCGGACAUGGGGAUUGCAAUCCGGGUUGCAUCCCCCAAACUGGUUAUGGAAGAAGCCCCUGAAUCUUACAAGAAUGUGACGGAUGUGGUUAACACCUGCCAUGCAGCUGGCAUCAGCAAGAAAGCCAUUAAACUGAGACCCAUAGCAGUGAUCAAAGGCUAAGGAAGUCUUUCCCUGAAUUGGCCAGCACUGUUCUUUCUGAAGACCUUUUCCCACCAGAGCGCUUGAAGGUUGUUUCCAUCUAGAAUACAAACUGACACAGACUCUAUGUUAGAACUCAUUAAAGUAAGUUUGUGCCUGGGGGUGAGGGGCUCUCUUUGCUAAGAGGAGCUAAAUCAAGACACAUAGCCCUUCAUUUCUAGAGUGGUAUCUAAAAUUGGGUGAAUUUCUUUUAGCAGAAUCUAAAAGCAACCUUGUUCAGAAGAUUCUUCACUCUUAAUAAAUUAUCUGUGCCCUUCAUGGUGAGAUUCUGACCAAUGUUGAUUUGAUAGCCACCAAUUUGCAAGGAGGCUUUCUCUGGUGUAGACCAAGUACAAAUACUACUGUUCUCACUUGGUUGUUUUUGUAUUUUUCUCCUGACAUGAGUUGUUUGAUCUCCUUUAUAAUGUACCAGUCUGUACUAUUGGAGAUAGAAAGGGAAUCUUUUUUUGCACUGUGAGUUGCAAUAAAGCCUGAACAAUAUCAUUCAUCUAUGUGGCAUGACUACUGUCACAGGUACUCUACUUUAAAAGUCUAUGAUCAAACAGUUGCUCCCAUAAGUGCACUAGCAUGGUGGUUCUGUUGAAUGAGGGGUGGUAGGUUUGCACAAGCUGUGUUGCCCAUGAUUCACUUGGUACAGCAGGUUCUCUGUGUAUGUAUGUUUACUGGAAUCCCUGAUUACAGCUCACUUGGAAAACUUUGUUAGAGAAAGUUGGUAUUCCUUGAAGAGAAGCCAACUUUCCCUUGAUGUCCCUCAUGAAUCAGGGCAUCCAUAUGCUAUAGAAGCUGUAAUUGCUUUGGCAUGGACAGAUUGUGUCCUAGCACUAGAGAAAUGAGAAACAUAAGCUGAGCAACCAUUCGAGGUACAUAAGCCUUGUCUUCCAUUGCACCUGGUCAUUCAGAAGAUAAGGAACAUUUCCUCUUAAAGCAGCAAGCUGGAGAACUUACCCAGCAGUCUUGCUACUUUUCAGUGAGUAAAGCUUUAGAUUACUCUUUAAAACUGCAAAGGAGCAUGUCAGUUAGCUGUGCGCAUAAAAUGCAAAGCUAACCCACUUACCACAAAAAUGCAGGUUCCCAGAGAGGAGAUUGAAGCCACUUCACUCCUUCCUCCAAGUCCUGCUGCUGUGAGCUAAACUUGGGCAUGGCUUAGUGUUGUCUGUACACAAGCUUGUGGUUUGUCUCGCUUCACAUAAACCACAAGCUGUAACCGGGGUUCAUUCUUGGGUUCACAGCUCAUGGUUUGUCUAAAGGAGACAAAGCACCAUCCUAGGUUCAGGUGACAUGCUAAGCCAAACCAUGGUUUAGCUCACAGCAGGAGUAGUGUUGGCAGUCUCCUCCCUGGCAAUACUUACGUGUUCUCACCAUGGUUUGACUUUGCUUUAUGUGUGAACUGGCUCACUAUGUAGAAGGGGGAAUUGUUCACUCCUCAUCUCAUGGGCUGCUGUUCGCACAUGCACAUUGCAGAUGGGUGGGGAAGCAGCAAAGUUACCUCUGUUUGGGUACAGAUUAGGACGAUUUCAGCAGGACCAGCAUAGGUUAUUUCCCCCCUUCUGGCGCUGCUGUUUUCUGUUUACAUUAAAGUGCUCCAGUACUUGAUCUGCUGGAUGGUUAGAUUUUGAAAACACUAUUGCCAUCCUCUCAUGAAGUAACCGUGAUGGCUGCUCUAUUCCACAAUAAGCAUGAUUUGCAAAGUCAUUGUUUGAAUUUUAUUGACAUUCUGGAAGUGAUUUUCUAGAGAGGUCUCAAAACUGACAAAUAAACAGAGAAUGCAAGAAA
Messenger RNA from Podarcis muralis (Common wall lizard), 3440 nucleotides. It is a transcript of the gene RTCB, whose product is annotated as RNA 2',3'-cyclic phosphate and 5'-OH ligase. The record is from RefSeq and is a predicted model, not a curated record. Gene Ontology annotation, cellular component: tRNA-splicing ligase complex; nucleus. Lineage: Eukaryota; Metazoa; Chordata; Lepidosauria; Squamata; Lacertidae. Gene Ontology annotation, molecular function: RNA ligase (GTP) activity; RNA ligase (ATP) activity. Gene Ontology annotation, biological process: tRNA splicing, via endonucleolytic cleavage and ligation.